AUGCCGUAUUGCGAGAUUGCGAAAGAAGACGUCGACGCAGAGACGACGCUUAACAAUGCCGGCGUCAAGAUCUUCUACAGAACGUACGGUCAUGGUCCUACCAAAGCUCUCCUCAUCAUAGGUUUAGCAGGAACUCAUGAAUCAUGGGGACCGCAAAUCAAAGGAUUGACGGGAACGGAUAAACCCAACGGCGACGGAAUUGUUUCCGAUGAUUCGGAAACAGGCCAAGGCAUGGAGGUAUGCGCUUUCGACAAUCGUGGUAUGGGUAGGAGCUCCGUGCCUACCCACAAAUCUGAGUACACAACAACGAUAAUGGCGAAGGAUUCAAUUAGUUUGUUGGAUCAUUUGGGAUGGGAGAGAGCUCACAUUAUUGGACAUUCUAUGGGAGCAAUGAUAGCUUGCAAAUUAGCUGCAAUGGUGCCACAAAGAGUCCUUUCUCUGGCGUUGCUUAACGUUACAGGUGGAGGCUUCCAGUGUUUCCCCAAGCUGGACAGGCAAACAAUUUCCAUUGCGGUACGUUUUUGGUUGGCAAAGACUCCUAAACAAAGGGCAGCUGUUGAUUUGGACACUCAUUAUUCACAGGAUUACCUAAAAGAAGUCAUGGGAAGUAGCACAAGACGGGAAAUCUUAUAUCAGCAAUAUGUGAAAGGGAUAUCAGAAACUGGAAUGCAGUCAAGGCACGGGUUUGAUGGCCAGCUUAAUGCUUGUUGGUUACAUAAGAUGACAAAACCAGAGAUCGAAUCCAUUCGUUCGGGUGGAUUUCUUGUCUCAGUCAUUCAUGGAAGACAUGAUGUGAUUGCUCAGAUAUGUCACGCAAGAAGACUUGCACAGAGGCUAUAUCCUGUUGCUAGAAUGGUGGAUCUUCAUGGAGGUCACCUUGUAAGCCACGAGAGAACAGAAGAGGUAAAUAAAUCUCUUGUCGAGUUAAUCAAUGCGUCAGAAAUGAAGAAAAAACCAACUGAUUGGACUAACCUCACCAUGGAAGAUCCUGGUUAUUUCAAGAGGAGCUUAUCAUUUAUCAGAACCUCAUCAGAAGGCAAGAAUGAUGGCGGCUCUCCGUCAUAUCUCAUAUUGGAAAAGUUUCACCGCUGUCUACUUUUCCUCUUCGGGCUUCUGGUUUUGGCAUUUGAGCAUGCAAGAAGAGCUUUCAGGGUCAUAAAACCCGUCAAAGUUGGCCCUUCUCUCACAUAA
This is a messenger RNA of Microthlaspi erraticum, 1191 nucleotides long. The record is from the annotation of a GenBank genome assembly. Lineage: Eukaryota; Viridiplantae; Streptophyta; Magnoliopsida; Brassicales; Brassicaceae.